AUGGAGGAGACCGAGGAGGGGAGCUCUCUGAAUCCCGGCUGUAAGAUCAUGACCUUCAGACCCACCUUGGAGCAAUUCCAGGACUUCAACAAAUGCCUUGCUUACAUGGAGUCGAAAGGAGCCCACCGAGCUGGCCUUGCUAAGGUGAUCCCACCUAAGGGGUGGAAGCCCAGGAAGUCUUAUGAUGACAUUGAUGACUUGCUGAUCCCAGCUCCGAUCCAGCAGAUGGUGACAGGCCAGUCGGGCCUCUUCACGCAGUACAACAUCCAGAAGAAACCCAUGACUGUGAGGGAGUUCAGAGAGCUGGCCAACAGUGACAAGUAUUGCACUCCAAAACACUUGGAUUAUGAAGAUUUGGAGCGCAAGUACUGGAAGAACUUAACAUUUGUGGCCCCCAUCUAUGGCGCCGAUAUUAACGGGAGCCUUUAUGAUGAGGGUGUGAAUGAGUGGAACAUAUCUCGCCUAAAUACGGUCUUAGAUGUGGUUGAGGAGGAUUGUGGCAUUUCAAUCGAGGGUGUGAAUACCCCUUACCUCUACUUUGGCAUGUGGAAAACUACUUUUGCCUGGCACACCGAGGACAUGGACCUCUACAGCAUCAACUAUCUCCACUUCGGGGAACCCAAGUCAUGGUACGCUAUCCCCCCGGAGCAUGGGAAACGUCUGGAAAGACUAGCUCAUGGGUUUUUCCCAAACAGCUCUCAAGGGUGUGAGGCAUUUCUUCGCCACAAGAUGACGCUGAUCUCCCCCUCAGUGCUGAAGAAGUACGGCAUCCCCUUCAACAAGAUCACCCAAGAGGCGGGCGAAUUUAUGAUUACUUUCCCGUAUGGGUAUCAUGCUGGUUUUAAUCACGGUUUCAAUUGUGCAGAAUCGACCAAUUUUGCCUCUGUCAGAUGGAUUGACUAUGGAAAAGUUGCUAAAUUGUGCACCUGCAGGAAGGACAUGGUGAAAAUUUCUAUGGAUGUCUUUGUGAAGAAGUUUCAGCCGGACAGAUACCAGCUUUGGAAGCAAGGAAAGGAUAUCUAUACCAUCGAUCACACAAAGCCUACUCCGGAAUCCACACCGGAAGUCAAGGCGUGGCUUCAGAGGAAAAAGAAAGACAGAAAAGCAUCCAAGAGUCUCCAGUGCCCUCAGGGUCUCCUUAAAAGACCCAAGACUGAAGAGGAUGAGCAAGAACUUGCCAUAGCUGGUAGCAUGGAAUUACCCACCCCCACCCCAGCCACAGAGAACCUCAAGGUCACUGAAAUGGCGGGCUCGUCGGUGAAUGUGGUCAGCGGUCCAAAAAGAGCACCUUCCCAGGUGGUGACCUCUGCUAAGAGGGUGAAGCUGGAGUCGAACUUGGCAUAUAACGUCAAAGUCUCAGCACACAGUUGCUCACGCACAUCUGUAAUGCAGAGAGUGAAAACCAAGAGGGAGAAGCCCCCCUGUGCCACCGCUCUGCUUCCCAUCACCAAGAAGGCUCGUUAUACUGUCAUGGUAACGAGUGUCCGUGUGGCGUCCAAGGGAGCAAACUUUGCCAGGCCUGCAUGGCCCAAGUCGCCCGAGUCAUGCUCCUCCCUGUCGGAUACGAAUGGCAUGUGGACAGAGGAAGAGGACAGCGACGAGGAGAGCCAGAUGAAUGGUCUGGAACCCGGCGAGAUCCCAACCAUCCACAGUGGAGAGAGAAGUGGCUUCAAAGUCCCCUGUGUAUGUGAAGAAGAUACCAAAAGUGGUAAGAGUUGGCGCCACCCACUAAAUAAGCCCCUAGCAAGACCCCCAAUGUCAGUUGUGAAGCAGCAGACUGUAAGUGACGAAGAGUUACUUGAGGUGACGUCAACUGAGGAGGAGGUGGAAGAGACGGAGGCUUGGGCUCAGCCUCUGGUCCGCCUUUGGCAGACGAAGCCUCCAAACUUUGCAGCCGAGCAAGAAUACAAUUCAGCCAUGGCCAAACUGCCCCCACACUGCGCUGUCUGCACUCUGCUCAUGCCCUACUACAAGCCUGACGGCAGCAGUGAAGGAAAUGAUCCUGAAAAGGACACGAAACCAGCUGAAGCAAUUGCUUCGAGAACCAAGACUAAGCCACUCAUUCCGGAGACGUGUUUUAUUUAUAGUGAGGAAACUGUAGGAUAUUCUCCGCCCAGUGCCUUCAUCGAAGAAGAUGGAACGAGCCUCCUGAUUUCCUGUGCGAAGUGCUACGUACAGGUUCACGCAAGUUGUUAUGGUAUUCGUUCUCACGAGGUCUGUGACGGAUGGCUGUGUGCCCGGUGCAGAAGAAGUGCGUGGACAGCUGAAUGCUGCCUCUGCAAUUUGAGAGGAGGUGCUCUCAAGCCAACAAAGAACAAUAGGUGGGCCCAUGUCAUGUGUGCUAUUGCGAUCCCAGAAGUACGAUUCACUAAUGUCCCCGAAAGGACACAGAUAGAUGUAGGCAAAAUCCCUUUACAGAGGUUAAAAUUGAAGUGCAUAUUCUGCAGACAUCGGGUUAAGAAGCUCUCCGGAGCCUGCAUCCAGUGUUCCUAUGGCCGCUGUCCAGCCUCCUUCCACGUCACUUGCGCCCACGCCGCUGGCGUGCUAAUGGAGCCAGAUGAUUGGCCUUACCUGGUGAACAUCACUUGCUUCCGACAUAAGGUUAAUGCCAGUGUGAAACCCAAACCCAAGAUUUGCGAGAAGACCAUCGAGGUGGGCCAGACGGUCAUCACCAAGCAUCGGAACACCCGCUACUACACCUGCCGGGUGAUCGCCGUGACGUCUCAAACCUUCUACGAGGUUGUGUUCGACGACGGCUCCUUCAGCAGAGACACGUUUCCUGAAGAUAUUGUGAGCCGAGACUGCGUGAAGCUGGGCCCUCCCGCUGAGGGUGAAGUCGUGCAAGUCAAGUGGCCCGAUGGCAAACUCUACGGGGCGAAAUACCUGGGCUUGAACGUUGCCCACAUGUACCAGGUUGAAUUUGAAGAUGGAUCUCAGAUAGUGAUGAAGAGAGAAGAGAUCUACACUCUAGACGAAGAGUUACCCAAGCGAGUGAAGGCUCGUUUAUCCACAGCCUCUGAUAUGCGAUUUGAAGACACGUUUUAUGGAGCCGACAUAAUCCAAGGGGAGAAAAAGAGGCAGAGAACAUUGAGCUCCCGGCUGAAGAAUGAGUACGUGGAUGAUCCGCUGUACCGUACCUUCCUGAAGAGCACCUUCCAGAAGAAAAGCCAGAAGAAACAGUAG
Messenger RNA from Chrysochloris asiatica (Cape golden mole), 3183 nucleotides. It is a transcript of the gene KDM4C, whose product is annotated as lysine (K)-specific demethylase 4C. Gene Ontology annotation, biological process: chromatin remodeling. Gene Ontology annotation, cellular component: nucleus. The transcript is spliced from 21 exons. Bases 1 to 3183 code for a protein of 1060 amino acids. Gene Ontology annotation, molecular function: histone H3K36 demethylase activity; histone H3K9 demethylase activity. The record is from RefSeq and is a predicted model, not a curated record. Lineage: Eukaryota; Metazoa; Chordata; Mammalia; Afrosoricida; Chrysochloridae.